UGGUUAUAACACUUUUUCGAUCCUUUUUUGGAUUAUAAAUAGGUUUUAAUAUAUUGUCAAUUUGGAAAUUUUAUUAUUUCAAUUAGUUAUUAUACUUUUUAUACUCUCUAACCUCUAUUAAUCAAGUUAAUUCAAUUCAUCAUGUCAAACGCUUCAACUCAUUCAUUUGAUCCUGAUACUUAUAAAAAAUCAAUCAAUGCUCAACCAAAACCAAAUGAAAUCAUUCCUAUGCAAUUAAGAAAUUUUGCUAAAACUUAUGAAACUCCUCAACAAGGUAGUUAUCAAAAAUUCCUUACUUCAAUGGGAGAAUUAUUUGGUUCAUGUGGGAUUUUUUGUUUUCUUUGUGCAAAUCCUUAUAAAGAAGUUGAUCAAGGUGAAGUUGGUUUAAUUCAAUCUUUUGGUGCUUUAUCAAGAACUGUUGAACCUGGUUUAUCUUAUGUUAAUACUUGGUCAGAAAAAUUAACAAAAGUUUCAAUUAAAAUUAAUAUUAGAGAAAUCCCUGCUCAAAGAUGUUUUACAAAAGAUAAUGUUGGUGUGAUUAUAACUUCAGUAGUUUAUUUUAAUAUUAUUGAUCCUCAAAAAGCUAUUUUUGCUAUUGAUAAUAUUUAUACUGCUAUUAUUGAAAGAACUCAAAAUACUUUAAGAGAUGUGGUUGGUAGUAGAAGUUUACAAGAUGUGGUUGAAAAAAGAGAUGAAAUUGCUGAAUCAAUUGAAGAAAUUAUUUCCAAAACUGCUUUUGAUUGGGGGGUUCAUGUUGAAUCUAUUUUAAUUAAAGAUUUAACUUUACCUGAAAAAGUUCAAGCUUCAUUAUCAAUGGCUGCUGAAGCUAAAAGAAUUGGAGAAGGUAAAAUUAUUAAUGCUAAAGCUGAAGUUGAAAGUGCUAAAUUAAUGAGAAAAGCAGCUGAUAUUUUAGCUUCUAAACCUGCUAUGCAAAUUAGAUAUUUAGAAGCUUUACAAAAUAUGGCAAAAUCUUCAGGUUCAAGAGUUAUUUUUAUGCCUUCAUCUCAAGAAGUUGAAAGAAUGGCAACUUCAAAUGUGGGUUUACCAUCAAUUACUGGUAAAGAAAGAGCUCAAGAUUUAGAUGAAGAUGAUGAAUGGGCCGCUGGUGCUGGUAUUCAUCAAAAUUCAACUGGUGGUGGUAUUUCUGAUACUAGACAAAUCACAAGUACAGUUGCUUUACAAGAAGCUUUACGUCCUUGAUCUUGAAUUAAGCUUAUAUCCUUUCUAGUCUUAACUUAUCAUGUCAUUCGUUUGGAUUUUUAUUUAUUUUACCUUUUUUUUUUAGUUUUAUUUAUUCUUCCAUUGAUUGAAUCAACCAUUUGGUUUAUGUCUUCUUAUGUUGUUUUAUCCUACUUUCAAUUCAAUUCAAUCAAUUCAAAGUUAUGACUCCUUUUUUAAUAGUAUCAUUGUAUAUGUGUACAUUGAUAUCAUAAUAAAUGUUAAUAAAUCCAUCCAUAUAGUCUAUCUAUUUCUGUGUAGUAGUUGUAAAUCAUCAUCAUUAUCAUCAUCCUCCAAAUCGCCUAAAUUUUUUGGCAACAUCCCCCAAUACAUCAAGAAACCCUACUUUCUAUUCUCCACCAUUGCCAUACUUAGAUAUUAACCAGUUUAUAAUAUGAAUGGAUGAUCAUACUAUUCAUGACAUACCUACAUCUACA
This is a messenger RNA of Scheffersomyces coipomensis, 1655 nucleotides long. RefSeq lists its product as uncharacterized. NCBI's taxonomy places the organism in Eukaryota, Fungi, Ascomycota, Pichiomycetes, Serinales, Debaryomycetaceae. The record is from RefSeq and is a predicted model, not a curated record. The transcript has a single exon. Bases 142 to 1200 code for a protein of 352 amino acids. Gene Ontology annotation, cellular component: plasma membrane.